This is a messenger RNA of Talaromyces amestolkiae, 2259 nucleotides long. RefSeq lists its product as uncharacterized. The transcript is spliced from 4 exons. The record is from RefSeq and is a predicted model, not a curated record. Lineage: Eukaryota; Fungi; Ascomycota; Eurotiomycetes; Eurotiales; Trichocomaceae. The coding region runs from base 1 to 2259 and encodes 752 amino acids. Gene Ontology annotation, molecular function: protein binding.
AUGGCAGGUCUUUCGGUUGCAGCUAACGCUUUCUCUGUCGUGGGACUGGUCGAUAUCGUGUACCGUCUCGGGGUCAAUACUGCCGAUCUAUGCUCUCGCUAUCGAAACGCCUCGCAAGACAUCAGUAGCUUGGUGGAUGAGCUCCAAGCUUUUGUUGCAACAGUCGCUCAAAUCCGACUUUAUUUGGAUGAAUAUCGCCAGUCACCUUAUGCGCAGGAAGAUGGACAAACUCCUCCACAACAGCUUUUCAAAAUUCUAUCCGAUUGCGAAACCGAACUUCAGGAAUUAGAGCGAUUUGCUGGUGAGAAUGAGAUUAGGCCGGAUGAUGGGGUGGCAGUACAAAUGAUGAAAAGAUGGAGGUGGACCUCGCAUCAGGUUCAUGUUUCGAAAUCUCGUGAAAAAAUCAAGUACCUAAACAUAAACCUCCAAGCAAACUUGAUGAUUAUGGGAAGGGAAAAUGAUAUAGUCCUUCGCAAUGAGCUCAAAUCGACUAGGACAGACAUCACCGCGGCCGGAUCAACCGUACAACAGGCCUUCCUUAAACUGGAAGGUAACUUGACUAAAAAGCAGGAAAAUACCAAUACGCUCAUUCAAACUCAGACUACCCUCAUGUCCCGAUUGUUAAAACAAUCUGACGAACAUCACAUAAACAUAGAAAGCAACAUCAUUUCAAAUCAAAAGGAAGCCAAUUUGCUCUCUCAAAAACAGACUACUCUGAUACAUCAGCUGAUCAAGAUGACCGACGAUCAAAAUCAUGAACUCCGGAAACAGAUUUCCAAUCUAACCCUGGAACAGACCGAAGAUGAUGAUUUCAUAUUUCAAGGAGAUAAUCUCGGUUCCAUUGUUCUUCCGCUGCUGUUGAUGAAGUCUGAUUUGUUCAAAACAGUCAAGACUCUUCAGGAAGAGGGCGUUCUCAAAGUUUCUCGUUUGGAGGCAGAGUGGAUUCUACAGCAAGUUGACAAUCUACUUGCAAAGAGCCACGAAGCAGCUGCCAGAGACUUGAAAGGAAAAGGUUUAACAGAUGCCAAAAGAACCAUCACUGGGUUAUUUAACAUGAACUCAAGAAAUUGCUUGCCGAAACACGGACAAGAAAAAUUCGCCGCGAGUCAAAAAGUGUCUACAAUCGACCAAAUCGGUCGUAUCAAUCAUACAUCUGCCAUAUAUACUUCGUCAGGCGUACUCAUUCUGCAAGCCGGCCCUUCAAACAAGCAUUUGAAGCAUUUCCAAGGUUCGGCGGAGAUACAAGUAUUCCGGUUAUCUUUUUUUCCCAAGCUCGAAUAUUCUUCGGUCAAUAUUUCUAUGCUAUUGACGAAUGAGUCCGGACGGAACAUGCAGCUACAGAUCCCACGACUCAUCCAGACAUUCAACACUAUCCCUUACUCCGCAGAAAUUAGUGGCGUCAUCUUCAAUGACGAUGUUGGAGGUCUGGAAAAGAUCUUCAGAGGUGGACAGGCGUCACCCAACGAUAGGCUUGUCAUCCAAGGCAUCGGUAUAUCCCUUUUUCAAUUAGCUUUCAUGUCUCAAAGCGACUCGGUAUGCGAAUUUCUUUUCCAGGAAGGAGCCUCAGCCUCCUUGUUGAAUCCAAUUAUCAGAAUUGCGGCAACCGAGCUUCUCGAGGAUCCAAAUGUUCACCUCGCCAUCAACAAGUUCCGCGAUAUUUUCUCUUCUAUGGUUGAAAUGGGUUGUGAGCUCGAAGGACGCGAUCUAGAGGGCAAUACUGCCUUGCUCAAAGCUUGCGACCUGCCAGAUUGGAAUAUGAUAGCUGCACUUAUCGAUAUAGGAGCAGAUGUCAAUGCAACUAACAAGUAUGGGGGCGGCGUUUUACAUCAGUUAUUACAUGGGCUGAGAAUAAACUACGACUUUGAUGAGUUCAUCAAAUCCGAGGCCAUCCUCUAUCGUGUACUAGGAAUCCUGUUGGCCAAUAAAGCAGACCCGAACCACCUCAGUGAUUUUGGAACAAGUCCAUCGGAUUAUGCUUUAGGGCAUUCUAGAAGACUCGAGGUUUUGUGGGAGAGAGCUGUUGAACACGCAGGAUACAAGGCAUCUCUUAUAGAGAUUGUGCUAUCUGAAUGUGGACACAAAAACGAGGUUAUGAUUGUAGUGUCUGCCGGGUUAGAAUUCGACAACAACAGUAUACUUCCAAUCUCUAACAUUACAGUGGAUGAAUGGCUGGAACGGCGUUAUGAGCCUAUUUCUGAGGUUCCCAAGUGCCUAGAGUGUAUGAAAAGCGAAGGUCAGAAUGCAGUUCAGGAAAUUUAG